This is a messenger RNA of Sycon ciliatum, 5811 nucleotides long. RefSeq lists its product as uncharacterized. NCBI's taxonomy places the organism in Eukaryota, Metazoa, Porifera, Calcarea, Leucosolenida, Sycettidae. Bases 587 to 4756 code for a protein of 1389 amino acids. The record is from RefSeq and is a predicted model, not a curated record. Gene Ontology annotation, molecular function: DNA binding. The transcript is spliced from 6 exons.
CGGCCGCCCACGUCGAACGCUAGCAUUUUUUGUGUUAUUUGGUCAGCUGCUUGGCCGUGUUUCUUGGCGUCUUCAAGAGCGUGUACUCGUGUAGUUUGGUGUGUUCUUUGACUUUUCACGAGUGUAAACAUCCUUCUCGUGUCAACCCCCACCGCUUCUGCUGUGCUUGUAAACUGCCUUUGGCCGCAAAACUCGCUCGUCCAGAACUGAUAUAGCAGCAGGUGCAAAGCUGAUGGUGAUAGAGGGUCCCGUAAACGAACCAGUGUGAAUGCGAAACGAGGCGUUGCAGUGUACUUGGACUGAGUUAUUUCCACUAAAAUAAUCAGGCUCGCUGGCCGCGUGUUUGAGAGGUUUGCGUCAAGAGAGCAGCACUGCAUGCACUGCCGGUCCGUGUACAAGUAGCGCGGGCGCGGAGCGUGUUGUAAAGUGAAAACAGCUAUAGUAAUCGAUGUCGGAAACGCCCCGGUCUCAAGUACUUCCGCCGCUACAGUCGUUUCUGAGUUUGACUCCCAGCGCAGCCUCUACUCUCUAGUCUGGAAUUUUCGGGAGCCUGUCCUCCGGGGCAAGAUCUUUGCAUUGUUCCACCAUGGACACCUCUGCCGUCACGACUGAAAACCAAAUUGGUAUCAGCGGAGCAGUCAACACGAUGACAUCAUCAUCGCAAAGUCAGCCCCUGGCCGGCCAGCACUUGAUCCAGAAUGCGGACGCCCAGGGGGAAUUCCCGUCGUCAUCUGGCGCCCCGGCACCUGCCGCAGUUGCACUUUCGGCCAGUUCAAGUGCAGUAGCCCUGGGCUCCCAGCCUGUCGGACCAGAGCAUCAACAGUCUCAUCCCAGCAAUGUUGGCACUCUACCCUCUGUAGCGACUGUGCCCACGUUGCCGGAAAACAGCAGCGCCGCAGCUGCGCAAAUGCAGGCCGGCCCGUACAUGGACUACCACACGUUUCGCUCCACGAUGAACUACACUCAGCUUCUGCCAGCUGCACCUCAGUACGGCUGGAUGCAGUACUGGCCGCACUCCACCACCGCCCCUGCCGCGCCCGUAGUGCAGUUUCCCGGUCAGCAGUUCCCGGGCCAGCCGCCCCCUCCGGGAAGCAGCCUAGUGUACAUCAAUGCAACACCACCAGCAGCAUCACCAGCAGCACCACCAGCAACAUCCGAAGAAUCAGCAGCAGCAGCACCACCACCACCAGCAGCAGCACCAGCAGGAGGAGCAGCAGCAGCAGCAGCAGUAGGAGCAGCUGGCCAGACACAGCAGCCGGUGCAGCCAGCAGCAGCAGCACAACUGAGCGCCAGCACUAACGCAGGAGCCACAACCACUACAAGCAGUACUGCUGUCCGGCACCUAAACCCCCAGCCUCCGGGUGAUGCGGCCGCUCUCCACGCCCAGGCCAUGCUGGCAGAAGCAGCAGCAGCGGCCCUGCCCGUUGUCUCCAUGGUGCCACCGACCGUACCUCCACUGGUGGCGGGUGUACCGCAGAUAGGACCAAGCACUCAAGGUGCGAGGCACGUACCCCAAUUCAAUCCGGGUCAGGUUCGUAAUCUGACCCCUACGUGUUACGUUUCUGCUAACUCUUCAACGGAGUCGUCGCUGCUGAAUUUGCCUUUUGGAAACGAUCAACAGAUGCAGGGCAGUAGGGGCGCGCCGUUGCACUGGGACACCAGCCGUGCUGCUGCGGUGCCGGGUUUCACACGGCCGCCGUCGCCGUCGCAGCAAGCCGCUGCACAGUUACUGGUGAGAAUGCAAGACAAGCCAGCGGCCCAGCAGCUGCAACCGAGCAUCCGCGUAAACCCCGACCAGGCGGCGGCCAUGGCGGCUGCAAAGAAAGUCAUUCGAGCUCAGAGCGUGAUUGCCGCAAACACAGCCAGCCAGGCGAGUAACGAUGCACGGCCGCCGCAGCUGUCCCUGCUCCCGACACCCUCCGACGAUCAACCCCCCUCCUAUCAUCAGCUCGUGCCGACGUCGUCGGCCGGUUGUCAUGUCAACCCGUUGCAGCAUGCCGCCAUGAUGACUCCAAGAACGCCAUCCGCACACCAGGGCUUCGGCGAGAUAAUUACGUCGCCUGCGGGUGGCAGCUCUGUGCUGCUGCAGCAGCCCACACUAUUGCAAGGUGGUUUCGAUGCUGCACUGGCGCAUCAGCAGCAGAUCCAGCAGCACCAACAGCAACAGCAGCAGCUGCAGCAACAGCAGCUGCUGCAGCAGCAACAGUUCCAGUAUCACCAGGCGCCACACAGCGGCGCAGCAGGCAUGCAGAUGGAGAUUCUGCCUUCACACAUGUACCAGCAGGCAGCGGCAUCCCAGCAGUUGUAUCCGCAGUAUGUUCAUCCACAGCUUCCGCCGCGCCCACCCAUAGUCCUACGCAGCCCCGACAGAGCUCCCGUUCGAUUUGCAGCUGCCCCCGCGCCAGCACCGGCAGCAAGUUCCAAGCCCGGCGGCGUGCAAGUGCCUUGGCCGGCGCAGAGUGCAGCCUUGGAUGCGAACGCUGCCAGCCAUGCCGGAGGAUUUAGUGAGCAACACAUGUUGUCUAGUUCGUCUGCUUCCAUAGGACCCCCGUGUGUUGGUGGACAUAUUCGCAGACCAGGAGCUUUGAAGAUGCCGGCUGCCAGAAUGACCAAUGAGAUGCUGGAGGCAAAGCGUGUAUUGGCGAGAAAACACAGCACGAUGGCCAAAUCUUCGGAAAAACUACUCCAGCGAGAAUUUCGCCCAGCUGCUUCCAAUGCUACACCAGCGGCCGUGGUUGCCAAUGCGGCGUACCAAGAAUCACUGACUGCCAUGCAGUCCCAGACCCCAGAAGGUGAUGUCAUGACGAUGUCAUCCCAGGCCAAAGGGGGUGAUGAUGAACAGAGAGCAUGUACUGCACUAACCGCCAAAAUGCAGCAAACUAUUGCGGCAAUCACUCGUCAAGAAACGGCCAUAGGUGAUGCGUCCCAGGACGUAUGGAAAGAGCCGGGUGAAGGAGCAAAGCAGCGUAGGCAGCGGCGCAAACAGGAGCCCACCUCGUCCAGUGGUCCUCGGGAUGAGACUAGCUUUGUAAGCUCGCCAUCUGCAGCAGUACUAGCUGCCGUUUCCAGCAUUUCCAAGUCCAGCAAACACGGCGACAAGGUGCAAAGCAAGCGACAUCGCAAGUCCAGCAGACCAGUGACACCACCGCCGAUAUCGUGUGCUCUGCACAAAAGAGAGCCACCCUUCAGCCAUCCGUUUGGCCGUUCUACGACGAACAAUAAGUAUCGCUGUGUGGAGUGUACGCAGGUACUGGAGACAUACGUCCGUAUGCAUGGAUCUACUCCUGACUCGUCCCAGAAACGCCAGCUUCUACCACUGGUUGGCAUGACGAUAUCUCAAAUCACCUACUGGUUUUCGAACAAGCGACGGCGCACCAAGCCAAAAGAGACGACCGCUGACCCGUCUCACUGUGCCGACAAGAGUGGCGCGCGGACGGAAGUGAAAUCAGCCACCGACGUGCCGGCAUUGAACGCGGCAGCCAGUAUUCCACCGGGAAGCAGAGCAGCGAAGUCACGCUUGGACUCUCCUGGAGCGCGGCGACGGCCGUCAGAUGCAACGCCAGCGCCUGCAGAGACUGGAGCUGUGGACGAGCGAGUCGACAGCGACGACUACGAUGAUGCCGAAGUCGAUGUUUGCGAGCGCUCAUCCUCCACUCCAGCCACCGAUAGCCAGCGUUCGAGCGAAGACGACCGCGCCGCGACGAUGUCAUUGUCAUCGGUGAGAACGGCAGGUCAGCUUAGCAGCGCUCAAAGCAAGUCUGACUGCGCCGACUGCCCGCAGCCUCGCAGCGCCGCCACUGCCGCCGUGUCCCGCAGCGGCAAGCAACGGGCACGGCGCACCCCGCGACGCCUGCGACUGCGACUCGGCUCCUCCGCAUCGUCGGCGUCCAGCCCAGUGUCACAAUGCUCCAGUGAUGAUCUGUCUGACAACACUCCCUACACGCAGCAUUCCAGUGAGGAGGAUAGCUGCAGUGCCAGCCAAGAAGGUACUUACAAGGCCGGCCGCGGGAAGAAGAGGAAGAAGAAGACCGAGGACACGAGCACUGCAGCUGUCGGCAUUGCCAGCACUCCCAUACUGGUCAGUGAACUUUUCACAACUGGCUGCCAUACAGAGCACAGCCUUGACUCCAUACAGCCACCACCUGCCCAGCAUCCAUCUACGGAACACGGACCAGUCCCCAUGGCAACACAGGCGGUGGAAAAUGAGAAUUCAGAUGCAGAUUCUCCCACCGGUGCUCCCACCAUUGAUGAUGCUGUUGAGCCAACACAAGCUGCAGAUCCAGAUGCCCAUGAUGACGAGGCUGAGGUUGACUUGCCUGACAAUGAUAACUCGCCGUCUCCACCAUCGAAGUCUUCUGGCGCUGUCUGUGACGAAUCCUUGCAUGGCUGUCCCAGCUCCAUGGGCCGUGAAAAGAAGGAGAAUGUUGCACCGAACAACAGUGAUGGUGACAUGCAGUGCGAAGACUCCCAACCGGAGCAGCAGGCCAUCGGCAAGGGGCAGGAACCCAGUGAAGACGUUCCAGCGUCGGGGUCCUCUGGGGUUGGCUGUGACGACUCCUUGCAAGGCUCUGACAGCUCCAUGGGCCGUGAUAAGAAGAAUAAUGAUGCACUGAACAGUGGCAGCGACAUGCAGUGCGAAGACUGCCAACCGCUGCAGCAGGCCAGUGACUCUGGGCAGGAACCAAGUGAAGGCCCAUCGGCUUCACCAUCACAGUCAACACCGUCCGAGAGUACUACACUAGCCCGGAUGACAUAAUUAUGAUCAUGUUACCUUGACAACAUCAGCUGACCUACUCAUGUGGCUAGUCCGUUAAGUGAUUGUCCUGUACGACCCCCAUCCUAAGGAGAGCGGAUGUAGUUUCACGCCGUCGAACAUGCCGUGAAAUGUCGUGUUCCACAAAAGGACCAGCAGCAGCAGCAACAACAACAACAACAACAACAACAACAACAACAACAACAACGACAAUGAUGACAAAGACAGGGACAAUAACAACGACGAUGACGACGAUGAUGAUGACGACGACGACGACAACAGCAACAGCAGCAACAGGAUCAGCACUGAAGGUGACAGUGUUUGUCUGGACUAGAUUCGGCAUUGUCCAAGUACGAUUGCGUAACAUGCAAUGUCACUUAGCAGUAGCAUAUGCCAGCAGUGUGUCUUGAUUGGUGCGUGACCGACAAACAAAACAUUAGUGAUAUUGUUGGACUGCUUCGCUAGAUAGAAAACAAACUUACUUGUAGUGCUCUGCGUACUCUUGCAUGUACCUGUUUCCCUUCAGUCCAGUAUAAACAUAGUUUUUUGGGGGGGGGGGGUCUCCCCUCUUCUUGUACAUCUGCUCUUUUGUGCAUUUAGUGAAUUAUUGUAAACUACUUCAGAAGUAUCAUAGUAAAACAUGCAGAGAUGUCUUGGAGUUGCGAUCCAGCCGUUGCAAUGAUGCAUAAUCAAAAACAGACAACAAGACGAUGGUUGUAAGUGAAACGCUUUUGCAUGCUUGCAAUUGUUAUUAUCCCUAUCAGGCUGUCUUUGUCUUGCCUCCUGAUUUUUCCUCUUUUCCUUUUUAGCUUUGGCUUAGACUGCCCUUCUUCUCAUACGUUUUGUUUAUGUGGUUGGUUUAGCUUGAUGUAAACUUUGACUUUGAGCUGAAACCUGAUAACGUUAUGUCACCUUCCUACCUUCUUUUUUUGUUAGUACAAGUAGUGAAAAUGUAAGUAGUAGUAGUAGUAGUAGUAGUAGUAGUAGUAGCAUAGACUUGGAGUUUCUGGUCAUGUUCGGUAAUGUUAACUCGCAAGAACUUCAGAAUAUGAAAAACA